Messenger RNA from Caenorhabditis sp. 36 PRJEB53466, 493 nucleotides. NCBI's taxonomy places the organism in Eukaryota, Metazoa, Nematoda, Chromadorea, Rhabditida, Rhabditidae. The record is from the annotation of a GenBank genome assembly.
AUGAAUUUUCUGUAUUCCGGGUGCGGUGGCAACGGAAAUCGGUUCGACAAUCUCGGAGAAUGCGCUUCGAACUGUGUGAAGUGUAAAUAAUUCCACAUGAAGAAUGCAACGCGCUCCACCGAAAUCUCUCUUCAGACAACCACAAAGGCUGUCCGUUCCAAAGAAACCCUGUGAUUCCGUUGAGAUGCUCCAGCCACAAGGACUGCAACCGUCAGACCGCUCAGGCAGCAAAUACGCUCUACUGCACUAGAGAGGGAUUUGUUGCGAAACCAAAGAUUUGAGUACGGUAGACACGCUAUUGAUCGGUUUCUAGUGGAGUUCAGACGAACUACGCGACGUCUUCAACGUGACCUGCCCGGAGAAAACGGAAAAAGUACAGUACAUCUACAAAAGCAGCCGGAGAUUGUUGAUCGGAAAAUCUUGCGCUGAUCACGUAUGCUCGUCAAACGCCACGUGCCGCCAGACAAAGUAUUUCGCGUACUGCUGCCGAUAA